AUGUUAGAGCUCCCGGAAAUUCUAUUGCAUCCAUACUCUCUAAUUGCUUUCCUUCUUUUUAUUUUUGUUACCAAAUGGUUCUUCAUUACUACAGGGAAUAAAAACUUACCACCUUCACCAUUAAAGAUUCCUGUUGUAGGCAAUCUCCUUCAGAUUAGUUUGGGCAAGAAGUACACAGAAGGGUAUCGCGGGAGAAAAUUCAAGAAGCAAUUGGAAGAGUAUGGUGUAGUAUUGGGCGUUUUCAAUGUUGAAGAUUUCAUUCCAUGGCUUGAUUGGAUAAAUUACCUGACAGGUUUAAAUGCUAGAGUGGAACGGGUUUUUAAAGAAUUUGAUAGCUUUCUUGAUGAAGUUGUGGAUGAAUCUGAGGCAAAAAGGGUAGAAUGGACAAUGACAAAGUUGAUAAAACACCCCCAAGUCAUGAAGAAAGCACGGGAUGAGAUGAGAAGGAUCACCGGAAGCAAACAUAGUAUAACAAAAGAUGAUUUAGAAAAAAUGCUAUACUUGAAAGUAGUUAUCAAGGAAUCUCUUCGUUUACGCCCUCCGAUUCCAUUGCUUAUUCCACGAGAAUCAUCUAUGGAUGUCAAAGUUCAAGGCUAUGGUAUUUUAGCGAAACCAAGAGUAAUGGUCAAUGCUUGGAAAAUUGGGAGAGAUCCUUCAUCGUGGGAAGAGCUAGAGGAAUUUAGACCGGAGAGGUUCUUGGAUAGUGCUAUAGAUUUCAAAGGAAAUGACUUCCAAUUGAUUCCUUUCGGAGUCUGGAAGGCGAGGUCGUCUAGGAAUAACAUGUGCUUCUCGCCCUAA
Messenger RNA from Dovyalis caffra, 798 nucleotides. NCBI's taxonomy places the organism in Eukaryota, Viridiplantae, Streptophyta, Magnoliopsida, Malpighiales, Salicaceae. The record is from the annotation of a GenBank genome assembly.